GAUGUGUGCCGCACACCGGCAGAUUAGCCCGGCUCAACGCGCUCUGCAGACACUGUGAACGACCCGGUUCAUUGCGCCCUAACGGAGGCUCUGCUCAAACAACCACCUGCUCUAUUUGUCCUCUUUUUUUCCCCGGGAUCUAAGCGGCUCUUCAGUCUCUAAGGAAUGCCCAGAGAGCUGACCCAGAACAGGAUCCAAAAGAUCUGGAUUCCCACCAAAGAUGACAAGCCGGCACCCCGGAGAGCAGCUGGCGCCCCCUUCGUCAACCCCCCCACCGUCAUCGUGAUGGUGGGCCUUCCCGCUCGAGGCAAGACGUACAUGUCCAAGAAGCUAACCCGAUACCUCAACUGGAUCGGCAUGCCCACCAAAGUCUUCAAUGUGGGGGAGUACCGCAGGGAGGCGGUCAAGAACUACAGCUCCUAUGACUUCUUCAAGCCCGAUAAUGACUGUGCCGUGAAAAUCAGGCAGCAGUGUGCCUUAGCAGCCUUGAGGGAUGUCAGGUCCUAUUUGAAGGACGAGGGAGGCCAAGUGGCGGUCUUUGAUGCCACAAACACGACAAGAGACAGGCGAGAGAUGAUCCUCAAGUUUGGCACUGAGAACGGCUUCAAGAUCUUUUUCAUCGAGUCUGUGUGCGACGACCCCAGCGUCAUCGCGUCAAACAUCAUGGAAGUGAAGGUGUCGUGUCCAGACUACCGGGACUGCAACAAGACUGACGCCAUGUUGGAUUUCCAGAGGAGAAUUGAAUGCUACAAAACCAGCUACCAACCCCUGGACCCUGAUCAGCAUGACAGGGAUCUCUCCUUCAUCAAGGUGAUAGACGUGGGUCGGCGUUACCUCGUCAACCGGAUCCAGGAUCACAUCCAGAGCAAGAUUGUCUACUACCUGAUGAACAUCCACGUCCAGCCGCGAACCAUCUACCUGUGUCGGCACGGAGAGAGCACCGACAACCUGGAGGGACGGCUGGGCGGCGACGCGGGCCUCUCGCCGCGAGGCAGACAGUUUUCGACUGCCCUGGCUCGGUUUGUGGAGGAGCAGCAGCUGAAGGACCUGAAGGUUUGGACCAGCCAGCUGUGUAGCAGCAUCCAGACCGCCGAGCACCUGGGGGUCCCGUACGAACAGUGGAAGGCUCUCAACGAGAUAGACGCUGGAGUGUGUGAAGAGAUGACGUAUGACGAGGUGAAGGAGAAACUCCCGGAAGAGUUUGCUUUGAGAGAUGAAGAUAAAUUCUACUAUCGCUACCCUGCUGGAGAGUCCUACCAGGACCUGGUCCAGAGGGUGGAGCCGGUCAUCAUGGAGCUGGAGAGGCAAGAGAACGUCCUGGUUAUCUGCCACCAGGCCGUCAUGCGCUGCCUGCUGGCCUACUUCCUGGAUAAGAGUGCAGAUGAGAUGCCCUACCUAAAGUGUCCCCUCCACACAGUGCUGAAGCUCACCCCGGUCGCCUAUGGGUGCAAAGUGGAGUCCAUCUAUCUGAAUGUGGAGGCAGUGAACACCCACAGAGACAGACCAGAGGAGGUGAAGAGGGGCCCUGGCACAUUGAUCAGGAGGAACAGUGUGACUCCUCUGACCAGCCCUGAGUCAAACAUCAAGAAACCUCGCAUCGAUGACCUAGACGAGGCCCCGAUCCAGGAGCUGCCCCCAUCUGUCGCCUCACUGGCGCUCUGCAGCCCCGCACACCUCCCUCUCGGCCUGGCUGGACAGCAUUGGCUGGGCAAAGUUUGCCUACGAACCAUCCUCCAAUAUCUGAAAGUGGUUUCACUCUUAGUCUUUCAAAGAACCUGAAGAGAAACUCAUCCGGCCGCCAUGACGUCCUGCAGUCCUGCCAGUGAAAGCGCACCGAUGUGUGACGUAGCUCAAAGAGGCCAGAAAGUGGAUCGCUGACAAAGACUCACUGAAGACAAUAACAUGAAGUUAUUGUACCUUUUAUUGUUCACAGAGGACUGUGGUUUGAUUGCUGUCCUAUCAGAUAUUUAUGUUCAAAGAUAUGUCAUUUCAAAGCAAGGCUCUUAAAUUCUCCUUUUCUUGCUGUUGUUAGACAUUUUCUUUCUCUCUGAGACUGAUGAAUCUGUGUUUUCUGGGAAACUUAACAUCACAUGUAUUAAUUUAUUCAGACUAAAAGAGGCAAACCGUGACUCCUUUAAAUCAACAGUUAUUCCAGUUACAGCUCACAGCUCAGAUGGCCGGCUCUCUGGGAAACCAGUUUCUUCUGGUUUGAUAUUUUGGAGAGACCAACCCUCAUGCCUAGAUAACACUUUCAGCUCAUCCUUUUUUUCAACUUAUGGUUGCACUGUUGAUUUAAAAGAGGAUAUAGUAUUUAGUUUACAUUGUAAACUCUUUGGCACUUCUUUGGAAGCACUGGAAUUUUUCAUGUUCCUUUAAAAAAAAAAAAAAAAAAA
Messenger RNA from Morone saxatilis (striped sea-bass), 2393 nucleotides. RefSeq names its product 6-phosphofructo-2-kinase/fructose-2,6-biphosphatase 3 (gene pfkfb3). Gene Ontology annotation, biological process: fructose 2,6-bisphosphate metabolic process; fructose metabolic process. Gene Ontology annotation, molecular function: fructose-2,6-bisphosphate 2-phosphatase activity; 6-phosphofructo-2-kinase activity; ATP binding. Lineage: Eukaryota; Metazoa; Chordata; Actinopteri; Moronidae. The record is from RefSeq and is a predicted model, not a curated record. Gene Ontology annotation, cellular component: cytosol. The transcript is spliced from 16 exons. Bases 166 to 1779 code for a protein of 537 amino acids.